This is a messenger RNA of Schizosaccharomyces cryophilus OY26, 1929 nucleotides long. RefSeq names its product NLI interacting factor family phosphatase. The coding region runs from base 342 to 1115 and encodes 257 amino acids. The record is from RefSeq and is a predicted model, not a curated record. Gene Ontology annotation, molecular function: phosphoprotein phosphatase activity. The transcript has a single exon. Lineage: Eukaryota; Fungi; Ascomycota; Schizosaccharomycetes; Schizosaccharomycetales; Schizosaccharomycetaceae.
UUCCAAAUGCGUCUAGUUGUAACGUUCUACGAACAAUCCUCAUGAGUUUGACUUGAAUAAAUUGCAAACUAAAACAGAUUUCAAAAAUUCCUUUCAGUUAAUACAGAGCACUUCAUUUGACAAGUUCAGCUGCUAGCACGGUACCCAUUUCCAGCACUUCCAUACCUUAAAAAACGAUACUAAACCUUCUAAGAAGGGAUCCUUGUCAUAAUAUAGUAGGUCUACAGAGAAAAUAAAUCACUAGUGAACGAAUACCACGUACAUUUAUUUCCUGUUCACUUAUCUUCCAAACUGACAACUCGAAACAGUGUUCCAUCAUUUCUGUUCGUUAGCUUUAAUUUAUGUUCAUUCAGUUUGCACAACUUGCAAAAAGAUCACGUUUUAUAAAGCCUGUAAUGAAUCCUAAACCUUCACAAUCUUACCUUGAAAAAGUGAAAGACAAAGGUAUAGAAACGGACGACAGGAAACUUCUUGUUUUAGAUCUAAAUGGAACGCUUUUAAGUAGACCCUUAAAAGACCGUUCGCAUUCGUCCGUGAGCAGUGCUUCUUCCAAUGCCGUUCCACGCCCUGGAGUGAAAAACUUUUUAAAGUAUGCAUUUACAAACUACUCUGUUAUGGUUUAUAGCUCUUCUAGACGAAAUAAUGUUGAAGCGAUGUUAAACUGUAUCAUGAAUCCUGAGCAAGUCAAAUCUCUUACGGCCUGCUGGACUCGCGAAAGUAUGGGUUUAAGCACAGCACAUUUCAAUACGAAAGUGCAAACAUUUAAAAACUUGGAUGCGAUUUGGGAAAACCUUCACCAAGACCGCGAUGGACAAGCUGUUAAUUGGUGCCAGUAUAACACAGUCAUUAUUGAUGACUCUGAAGUUAAGUGCGCUGCUCAUCCCUUUAAUCAUAUCCAUGUUUCGGACUUUGCUCACUCAACAGUUGAUUUUCAAAAGGAUUUUGAUUUGGUUUGUGCCAUUCGCUACCUCAAACACUUGAAGAACAUGUCCAAUGUCAGCAACUACAUUUCCCAGCAUCCUUUCCGUGUGGAUCAUAAUCUAUCGCAGGAUGAGAAUCUGAAAUAUUUAGAUCAAGCUUUUGAAGAACACAACAAAAAUGUCAGUACCGCUUAAGCAAGCGGAAGGAUUGAACCAACUAUGAACCUAAGUUAUCUAUUUCUCUUUCACUAUCAUCACCAGAUAUAUUUUUAUAUUUUUCUUUUUCAAAAAUUUGUUAUAUUUAUUAAGAUAACAUAUCUACAAUAAUUGAAGAUUGAUGCAUAUAUCUUACCAAUUAAAUCAUACAAGAAUGUACUUUUUAAGCAUAACAUCAUUUCUUAGGCCCUUAUAGGACGCUCGUUCAUUUUCGUAGGACGGCGUAUUUUUUUACGCUUUCCUUCUUCAAACAACGCAACUUGUUUCAAGUCUCUUCCGAAUGUAUCAGGCUUCUUCACCUUAUAUAAACGGACAAGAUGAUGCAUUGAAGUAAAAGCUUCUUCGAUCGUAUAGAGUUGUGGAUCCUUAGAUGGUAAUCUUUGAUUUCUGCUGCGGUCAAAACCUUGGCCAGGAGGGAACAACUUCCAUGCUCCAUGGUAAGACAUCUUGUACAUUAACGAUUCGCGCAUAGUUGGAGUUGCGGCAUCGUCAGUACGAUAUUCACCAUUCGGAGUGAAGAAGUUGCGUUCAAUAAUCUCAUCAGGCCAUAUGCCUUGCGAAAUACGAAUCAUCCACAAAAACUUGUUCAUAUCAUCACUGCUGAAACCGAGAGUACCGCCAUAGAUAAUUAAAAUGUAGUCAACAUCGUGCUUACGGAGAAGGGGAUAAGCAGCUUCCUCGUUCGAGGACAUGGCCUUACCGACGGUAGCGAUGUGAGUGUUAUUCCAAGUAUUGUUGUCAACAAGGGUUACACGGUCAGCCAUACCAGCAAUUUGGUAACCAUAAUCCCACC